Messenger RNA from Podospora pseudocomata, 429 nucleotides. RefSeq lists its product as uncharacterized. Bases 1 to 303 code for a protein of 100 amino acids. The transcript has 2 exons. The record is from RefSeq and is a predicted model, not a curated record. NCBI's taxonomy places the organism in Eukaryota, Fungi, Ascomycota, Sordariomycetes, Sordariales, Podosporaceae.
AUGUCAGCAUGGGUGACGACGGGAACACUGCAGGAACCAACCAACCAAACCACCCACUGCUCUGAUGAAGCAGCAGAGGCAGCCCCGAUUCUGCCCCAUCGGAUCAAGGUGCGGUAUUGUGCUCUUCUCUUUGCUGGCUGGCUGGCUGGCUGGCUGGGCCACAAUUUGCAUGAAGGGAACCCUGGACGGGGGAGGGGGUGGCUUUUUUUCCCCUCGUUGUGCCUUUUUGCUUUGCUCUGGAUCUGUGUGUUUAGGGGGGGGCCUCGCUCGCAUUCCCGACAUGCAGCAAGCAAGCAAAUGUAGUGUGAGUAUGUGUACUGCUGCGUUAUGUAUGUAUGUAUGUAUGUACGAGAUCUUUUGUCUCCGCGAUCGCGCGAAGAAUUGCUACCUAAGAAUGGAUGGAUGGAUGGGAAAGGGGGGUCUUGCAUU